AGUGUGGCAAUUGGCCCCCAUGCCCCAGCAGCCUCACGAUGUGUGGUAUCCAGCUAAAAUGGUCCAGAAGCAACAAGCCUCUGCAACUCAGCGACCGAAGGAACUGACCGCCAUACCCCAGCAAGCAUGGUAUCCAGCUCAAAAGCCCCAGCUGCAGAAGCAACCGGCCGCUGAACCUCAGCAGCAAAUGGCACUGACCGCCAUUCCCCAGCCACCUCGGCAAGUGUGGCAUCCAGCUCAAUUUCCCCAGGAGCAGAAGCAAGCAGCCUCAAUGCCUUUACCACAGAAGCAACCGACCGCCAUGCCCCAGCAAGAGUGGUAUCCAGCUCAAAUGCCCCAACAGCAACUGGCCCCAAUGCUUUUACUGCAGAAACAACCAACAGCUAUACCCCAGCAUGCAUGGUAUCCAGCUCAAAUGCCCCAGCAGCAGAAACAACUGGCCACCAUGCUGCAGAAGCAACCAGCCACCAUGCCCCUGGACGUGUUGCAUCCAGCUCAAAAGUCCCAGCUGCAGAAGCAACCAGCCGCUGAACUUCAUCAGCAAAUUGAACUGACCGCCAUGCCCCAGCCACCUCUGCAAAUGUGGCAUCCAGCUCAAUUUCCACAGAAGCAGACGCAACCAGCCCCCAUCAAUCUACCUCAGAAGGAAUUGACUGGCAUACCCCAACAACUGUGGCAAACGUCCCAACAGCAUAAGCAGCCGGCUGCCAUGCUUCAGCAAGUGUGGCAUCUGGCACAGAAGCAACCGGCCCCUAUGCCCCAGCAGCCUCACGACGUGUGGUAUCCAGCUAAAAUGGUCCAGAAGCACUACAAAAGCACUGAAGAUGGUGCCUCUGGUAGCUCUCAGGCCAGCAUCGUUGAACAGUCGGGUGUCAUCCCAAUCUAUUCCUACAGUUCCAAAUCACACUACGAGAAUGGGAGAACUGUCUUCUCCCAAACCCGCUACACUCCUAGGGAGCCUAUGCUGGUUGACAGUGGAGAUGCUCCCAAGGACAGUUAUGUUGGCAUUGGUGCACCAAGCAUAUAUCCACCACCAGUGAAGGAUUCUGCAAGGAAAAUGUAAUGGAUUCAUCCUCUAGAAGCUCUAAUGGUGAGAAUUGUUUCUGACAUUGGUUACUUAACAUUCUGUGUUGCUGACACUGCAGUUCUUUCUGCUUUUGUUUCAACCAGGAAGUUGCUGGUGCUCUUGCUGCUCUUGCUGCUCUAGCAUGAUGGAAUCAAUAAACAAUUUUACUUUAAAAAAUG
Salvelinus fontinalis (brook trout) is the source of this 1245-nucleotide messenger RNA. RefSeq lists its product as uncharacterized. The record is from RefSeq and is a predicted model, not a curated record. Lineage: Eukaryota; Metazoa; Chordata; Actinopteri; Salmoniformes; Salmonidae. The transcript is spliced from 2 exons. The coding region runs from base 20 to 1063 and encodes 347 amino acids.